CCUCAUAGGGCCCCACAAGGGAAAGUGCAGUAUAGGUGAGUGCAGGGAAGUCACACAAGGAGCUGGGCAAGCAAUAUGAGUAGUACAGCAGUCACCCAAAGUACUCAAUAAAAGAGAUUAAGCCUGAUUGUGAUCUACGGCAAUAAAUUCCAGAACUUACAUCAUGCUGCAAUUGCCAGUAAUGACACUUCUCUUGCUGGCAACACACACACCUUACAUUAAUAUGGCCAUUCGUGAUCCAGAGGACACCAUAUUAGACCACAUAUCAGAGCUCCUCAAUCCUGAAGAAUGCCACGAGCUCUACCUCCGACUGGCCAUCCCACCAAAACACGCCGAGCAAUCAUCUGCAGAGAAGGAUCGCUUCUCCCCGAGCCAGUGGCAAGACAUCUCUAACAUGGACCAAUGCAAAGAAAGGCUUAGCCACUGGCUGGAAACACAUAGAGGUGUUGUGGGUUGGGACCGCUUGGCCCGAGCUCUCCGACAAAUUGGACGCCCUGAUAUCUCCCGCGAACUGAAGAAGAGCCUGAAUAAGAACAGGAAUUUGGAACCAAAAUGGGAGACAGAAGUGAAUCAAACCAGGGAGGCCCCCAAGUCAGCUCUGCUUCUUGAGCAGAAGGUCCCCACCCGGAGAACUCGUAUCAGCCGCAUUCCAAAUCACUCGAGGCCCCUUUUGAAGGAUGAGGGCUGGGGACUGCCAGCUUCCUUGCAGAGGUUGUUUGUGCGCCCUUUCAACAACCUGAUCCUCCAGCAGUAUAUUGGUUCAACUACCCGGCUGCUCAUUGUCAGUGUCCUCACUGGACUGAUCCUCUGGCUCAUUUCGGUCUAUUACAUCAUCUGCUGGAACCUGCGCCAGUGCCUCUUUGCAAAUGGAGGCCACUACGAUGGGACCCCAGCUGGGCUGAACAUGAACUUGACGCUAAUCUGGAAUCAUCUGUUGGAAGAAGACUUGUCAGAGGGCAUGGAAGAUCCCAAUACUUCAGGGGAGGAAGAAGAAGACGAAGAAGAGGAGGAGGAGGAGAACACAGAGGAAGAAUUUUGACCGAGUGCACAGCUCCCAGUGAAUUAUGCAGGAAAGUUGAUCUCCUUAAAUAAAUGCACUUGUGGCUCUUAAA
Anolis carolinensis (green anole) is the source of this 1112-nucleotide messenger RNA. RefSeq lists its product as uncharacterized. The transcript has a single exon. Gene Ontology annotation, biological process: signal transduction. Lineage: Eukaryota; Metazoa; Chordata; Lepidosauria; Squamata; Anolidae. Bases 164 to 1039 code for a protein of 291 amino acids. The record is from RefSeq and is a predicted model, not a curated record. Gene Ontology annotation, molecular function: protein binding.